This is a messenger RNA of Colletotrichum fioriniae, 1062 nucleotides long. It is a transcript of the gene RBG1, whose product is annotated as GTP-binding protein rbg1. The record is from RefSeq and is a predicted model, not a curated record. Gene Ontology annotation, biological process: cytoplasmic translation. Gene Ontology annotation, cellular component: cytoplasm. Lineage: Eukaryota; Fungi; Ascomycota; Sordariomycetes; Glomerellales; Glomerellaceae. Gene Ontology annotation, molecular function: GTP binding; GTPase activity.
AUGGCCAAGACCCAAAAGAACAAGGCUACGUCCUUCCAUUUGGGUCAACUGAAAGCCAAGCUCGCCAAGCUCAAGCGUGAGCUCCUGACGCCCUCGGGCGGUGGCGGCGGCGGCGGUGCCGGCUUCGAUGUUGCGCGUACGGGUGUAGCGAGUAUCGGCUUCAUCGGCUUCCCGUCCGUGGGAAAGAGUACCCUGAUGAGCAAGUUGACGGGUCAGCACUCCGAGGCCGCGGCGUACGAGUUCACGACGUUGACGUCCGUUCCGGGUCAGGUCACUUACAAUGGUGCGCCGCUGCAAAUCAUUGAUUUGCCGGGUAUCAUUGAAGGAGCUAAGGACGGCCGCGGUCGUGGUCGCCAGGUCAUCGCCGUCGCAAAGACGUGCCAUCUCAUCUUCAUCGUCCUCGACGUCAACAAGCCUCUGACGGACAAGCGCGUCAUCGAGACGGAACUCGAAGGCUUUGGCAUCCGCAUCAACAAGUCGCCGCCAAACAUCACCUUCAAGAAGAAGGAAAAGGGCGGCCUCAACAUCACGAGCACCGUGCCCCUCACCCACAUUGACCACGACGAGAUCAAGGCUGUCAUGAAUGAGUACCGCAUCAACUCGGCUGACAUUGCCAUCCGCUGCGACGCCACCGUCGACGACCUCAUUGACGUCCUCGAGGCGAGGAGCAGAAACUACAUCCCCGUCAUCUACGUCCUGAACAAGAUUGACGCCAUCAGUAUCGAGGAGCUCGACUUGCUCUACCGUAUCCCCAACGCCGUGCCGAUCAGUUCGGAGCAGGGCUGGAACAUUGAUGAGCUGAUGGAGGCAAUGUGGGAUAAGCUCAAGCUGGUUCGCGUUUAUACGAAGCCAAAGGGCAAACUGCCAGAUUACUCUCAGCCCGUUGUGCUCCGUUCAAACAGGUGCACGGUCGAAGAUUUCUGUAACCAAAUUCACAGGAGUAUUCUCGAACAGUUCAAGACCGCCAUUGUGUACGGCAAGUCCGUAAAGCAUCAGCCUCAGCGCGUCGGUCUAUCUCACGAGCUAGCCGACGAGGAUAUCGUCACAAUCGUCAAGCGCUGA